This is a messenger RNA of Phycodurus eques (leafy seadragon), 9418 nucleotides long. RefSeq names its product family with sequence similarity 120 member C (gene fam120c). NCBI's taxonomy places the organism in Eukaryota, Metazoa, Chordata, Actinopteri, Syngnathiformes, Syngnathidae. Gene Ontology annotation, cellular component: nucleus. The record is from RefSeq and is a predicted model, not a curated record.
UGGGCCGCGAGGAAGUCGCAAGAUGGCCGAUGUCGCUUGGAAGUAAGGUUCCCCUCCGCAAUAUGAGCAAGCCGUGAGCGUGGACGACAGCGAGGGAGCCACAAUCGGGCUUUUCUUUUCAUUUCCUUUCUUUUUAUUCCGUUAAACAUCCAUCUCAUUCCUUCCGCGUCCAAAUCACGCCGGGGACCCUGCCAGCCAGCCAGCAGCAGCAGCUAGCCACACACACACGCACACACAGCAAAUACAAGCACAGCCACGCAGACACGACGACGUGUGCGUUGCGCGUUGAUUCUAGUUCGUAUUUUAAAGCGGGCCACCCAAAUGCGGAAACGUAACCCGGUUUUGAGUUGACUGUACGGGGGGAAAAAAUGGUCGCUGUCAGUUGAAACAGUUGAGCUAGCCGCUCGGUUUAACAUGUCCGCGAAGUGGCCAUCCAGCUCGGCUAACUAGUAGUGCGCAGUUUCGCAUCCAUUUCAUGUGUGGGCAUUUCUCGGCCACUUUUUGACACCACCGCGGGGGCGACUGUGUCUUCGGGAGCUAGCGAUGUUGUGGAUGGAGUAAAAACUGACAACCAGUCGUAGCUACACUGGCCUUGUGGGCCAGAAUCCACAGAGAUGGACACGGCACUCCGCAGCCACGACUAGAUCUAAAUUUGACUCUUAUUUUUGACUGGGGGGUGGUGGACGUAACUCAUCAGCCACAAUCACACGGGUGAUUCGUCUCGUCACUCGUUCGGGUGCGGGCUUCUUGGCAGGCUAAAGCCACCCCACUUGUCACUACUUCGGUCGGGAGACGGUUAGCUCGCAGUCGCCUAGCUCGUCUCGCCCCUCAUCCCGUUGCAAACACGGCGUACCGAACGUAUUCCGAGCCCGCUCCCGGCCACACGCACAGGCUCAACACCACCGUCAUGGGCGUGCAGGGCUUCCAGGAGUAUCUGGAGAAGCGAUGUCCCGGCGCCGCGGUGCCCGUGGACCUGCUCAAGCUCGCCCGUACCGCGGCCCGCCAGCCCCCUCACCACCAUCACCACCCUCACCCUCACCACCUGCACCACCCCGGGCCCAUGCCUCCCCCGCCUCCGCCGCCCCCGCCCGCCAGGAUCCUCGUCGACGCCGACUCCGGCCUGCAGCGCCUCUACGGCGGCUACCAGACGGACUGGGUGUGCGGCGGCCAGUGGAACGCCAUGCUGGGCUACCUGGCCGCCCUGUCGCAGGCCUGUUUGUUCCAGGGGGGCCUGGAGCUGGUGGUGGUGUUCAACGGCACGCUGGGGAAGGAGCGCUGGCCCGAGUGGGCGCGGCGAGCUCAGGGCCAGCGGCAGACUGCGCAACUCAUCGUCAACCACGUCGGCAGCAAGGCCACACCGCCUCCCCGAGCAUGGUUCCUGCCCCCGGCCUGCCUCAGCCACUGUAUCCGCCUCGCCAUGUUCCGCUUCCGAGUGAGGGUUGUACAGACUUUGGAGGAUCAUCACCAGGAAGUGCUGUCUCUCUACAGGGACUAUGGAUUCGCUGGCCUGAUCGCUCAGGAUUCAGAAUUUGCGUUGUGCAAUGUGCCCGCCUAUUUCUCCUCACACGCGCUCAAACUGAGCUGGAAUGGCAAAAACCUGACCACACACCAGUAUCUGCUGUCUGAAGCCGCCAGGCAGCUUGGGCUAAAGACACAGCAUCUGCCCUGCUUCGCUGCUCUGCUGGGAAAUCAUAUUCUGCCUGAUGAAGACCUGGCUGCCUUCCACUGGAGCCUGCUGGGACCAGAACACCCACUAGCAUCUCUCAAGGUGCGAGCCCAUCAAUUGGUGCUGCCACCCUGUGAAGUGGUGAUCAAGGCUGUGUCAGAGUACGUCUCCUCACUUAAAGACCUUGGAAACCUGGACGCCAUCGCCAGAGAUGUCUUCAAACAGUCACCGUCUCGCAUGGAAGACAAGGUGGAUCGAUUCAAGAAAGCUGUGGAGUAUUUCUCAGCAGCCUCUAAACCACGAUCGCUUAAUGUGGGACCUCCCGCUUUCAUUUUACCUGGGUUUGGACCCACUCCAUUUGGGGGACCACCUGGCCACAUGGGACCGAUGCAUCCUGGAAAAAAUCAGUUCCCUCCUCCACAGGUGACCGGCUUCAAACCGCCUUUUGCAAACGCUCCAUUUGGACCCGGCUCCGCCCCUCUGUUCCAGAACCCACCGCUGCCAUCACAAGACUGCAAUGAUUCGCCGACAGCAAAGAUGGGCUUCUCCGAUUGGUCGGCGCCGUACGAUUCCUCUCAGGGCGGAGGGCGUUUGCCCAAUCACCACGCGGGCGCUCAGUCCGGUCCUUCUCCCUCGCCUUCCUCGUCAUCGGAUGGAGAUGAACCCAAUGACAACAAUGCGAACCAUUUGACAGACAAGUCCUCACGCUGGGAGGAGCCUGCUGGAAGGGAGGGCUCGGCUUCUGGAGACUGUUCCCAAGGCAAUGGGAGCGGGUCAAGCAUUCCAUCACUGCUGUCUAUGGCGACGCGCAGUCACAUGGACAUAACCACACCCCCUCUGCCUCAGGUUAGUGCUGAGGUUCUUCGUGUAGCUGAACACAGACACAGAAGAGGGCUGAUGUACCCACAGAUUUACCACAUCUUGACUAAGGGAGAGAUGAAAAUGCCAGUAUGUAUAGAGGACGAGUGUAACUCCGAGCUGCCUCCUGCCUCGCUGCUGUUCCGAGCUGCCAGACAAUAUGCCUACGGCGUCCUCUUCAGUCUGGCUGAAACGCACCGCCGCCUGGAAAGACUCGCCCUCCGCAAGAGAGCUCCCUUGGAAGUUCCUCCAGUGAUUGUCAAAGAGUGGAGCAGUGGUAAAGCCAAGUCCGCCCUGACUCCCGAACUGGUCCCGGCCCUGUGUUUCCGGGAGUGGACCUGCCCCAACCUCCGUCGCCUGUGGUUGGGUCGUGCCAGCGAGGACCGCUCCAGGAGAACCAGGGCCUUCCUGGCCUGCCUCCGCUCCGACUGCCCGGCCCUCCUCAACCCGACGCAGGUCCCGCAGCAUCUGCUGCUCAUGUGCUGCGUGCUCAGGUAUAUGAUGCAGUGGCCUGGAGGAAGGAUCCUCCAGAGAAAUGAGCUGGAUGCCUUUUUGGCCCAGGCCGUUUCCAACCAGCUCUACGAACCAGACCAACUACAGGAGCUGAAGGUGGAGAAGGUGGAUGCCCGCGGCGUGCAGUUGGCCGCUCUCUUUAUGGCCGGCGUCGACACGGCGCUGUUCAUCAACGAUGUGUGCGGCCAGCCGUUGCCAUGGGAACACUGCUGUCCCUGGGGCUUCUUUGACGGCAAACUGUUCCAGAGCAAACUGGCCCGUGCUGCCCGUGAUCGCGCUGCCCUACUAGAUAUGUGUGAAGGCCAGGAGGAGCUGGUGUCCAAGGUUGACAAGAUGCGGCAGGCCAUACUUGAGGGCAUCAAUCUGUCUCGUCCGCCUCCUCCACCUCCCCCUCUUCCGCCCCCUGCCUUCUUACCAUCUGCCAUGGUGCCCCCUUUCUACCCUAUGCCCCCCCUCUACCCACCUCGCCCCAUGGGCGGCAUGCCUCCUCAUCACCCGCAUCAUCCACACCACCCUGCCCAGCAUAGACCUAGAGCCUUCCCAGGCAUCCAGUCAAUACCCCCUCAGGGAGGAAAGCUGGAAAUUGCUGGCAUGGUUGUUGGCCAGUGGGCUGGGAACAAACCAAUACGCAGCAGAGGGGGGUUCAACAUGCAGGUGGUUUCAGUCGGAGCUGGGAAAGGGAGGGGUAAAGAUGUCACAGCAAAGCUAAGGGGAGGGAAAAAAGCUACUGCCAACAGAACACAGACAUCGUCACCUCCUCCAUCCAACAGUCCCCCAAAGCCCUCCGAGGAGGCGGGUUCGGCGCCAGAGGUCGCAACUCGGCAGCUGAAUGGCAGCUCGGCAGCCGUGGGACAGCCCUUGGAGCUGGCCCCCCUGGCCCAGCCAAUCCAGUGUGCCUUAGCCAGCAGAGACAACCAAUCAGAAGGGGUGCAAGCGGAGGCCCCCUGUUGCCUUGACGACUGCCCGUCAGACGGAGCGCUACAAAAGGAGGAGUGACGAUGUCCUCUGAGAGAGAGAGAGAGAGAGAGAGAGAGAGAGAGAGAGCGAGAGAGAGAGAGUUAUGUGUUUGACUGCUUUUCCCCGUCUUUGUAGCCCCGCCUGCCAUCUGUGCACGUGAUCACAUGGAGCAGGAAGCCGCCGUCGCGAGCUGCUCCGUGUGAUGCGUCCAAAACAGUUGGCUGUCACAGCGGCUAAAUCCCAUUUUUCGUUUUCUCAUGUGGUUUUAUGUUGUUUUGUUUUUUUAGAUUUUCUCCAUGAGUCUGUAAGCACCCCACCCCUCCAAAAAUAGCCUCCCUCCCGCACACAAACUCAAAUAAGCUUAAAAGGUCCGCCCUAUCACCACCACCACAUAAGCGAGACCCCCACCACCAAAAAAAAAAAAAAACCCACCCCACCCCCCAACACCCCCACCCCCGCUCCCUUCAAGUAUGGCUUCCUGUGCAGUUUCUUAUGUUGUCUUUUAACGGUCCUGUGGUUCCAAACUCUGCACACAGAGGUUACAUUCGCGCUUAACGGUGACAGAUUGGAUGUGGUUCCCACGGUUAUGGCAUCUGGGCCUGGUCGCCACGGUCGGUAGCUGUGGUUCUGUGCGGUUUGCGAUUGUCAUCUCACGUAAGGUUUGAAUUACGGGAGCUGAGCGAUAUUCAGAGCUGAAAAGAGGCGAACCGAAUCAAGUGACUCUCGUCUGUACGUUUUGCAAGAUAGUCACACUGCUCAAAUAUUGUUUGCGUUCUUGCUUAGCACGAUCUUUAUAGAUGGAUUGACUGCACCAUCAUUUUAGGAUACCUUUUUUAGCUUGACCUAUGUAGCGUAGCCUAGCUUUUAGCUGUGCUAAGAACUCCCAUGAAUUUACGCACCUUAAUCCUUAAAGUAUGAAAGGUUUUACCCAGCCCCCCUCCACCCCCCCUAAAAGUGCAUUAUUAUAUUCUAUUCCCACCCUCCUGUCCCUUUCUCCUAAAGCUUUGAUUGUACUUCCCAACACAAGCACUUGAUGUUGUAUUUAAAUGUAAAAAGUUUUUUUUAAGACAAAAAAAAGAGAAGCCCCUGAUACCAAUUAAUUGACAUUGUGUGGGGUGCGCGUCUAAGUAAAUGUUAAUGAUGACAGAGAACUACAUUUAAAGGUAGAGAUAUAUUUGAGAGACAUCAGAAUGUGUACAGAGUGGUUCCAGACAAAGAGGCACUUUGUUUUUCCAAGAUGUAAAACCACACUGGACGGUCCUCUGACAGGUGAUCGAGAAGUCAAACACCUUGAGGCACCUUUCGAGAGUUAAAGGCCAAAAAGACAAGACUGCUGCGGCCCAGCAGAUAACGGAAGGUUCCUCGCAGACCCUGCAAAGCAGCCUAAAACAUUCACUAAAGAACUUUUGAAGGACACCCAGUUCUCCUUUUCUGGGAAUUGUCGUCCCUUUCAGAAAAGUCAUGUCCAAAGUGUAUUUUAAUGCGCCUAGCCGACCGCCGAUGUAAAAGGGGCGCGCCACCUUAGCCUCAAAGAUCCCUCCAUCCUCGUGGUGGCGAUUGAGGAAGUGCUGUCUUAAUGCUAAGAGCAGCGCGCGCCACCGAGCUCUGGCGUGUCACUUAUAGACCAACAGAAUGCACUUUCCUGCCCUAGAGGAACUCUGCCGAGCAAGGCGAAGGCUUCGUGGGUGGGAACAUGUCAGAGUUCCCCUCCCGCACCCCCACGAGUGUCCCGCUCACAUCCGGAGACUACGGUAGUGAAUUGUUUUCGUUAGAGCACUUAUGUUUGUAUAGAAGCAGGUGUCCCCCACAGUAGGUUUCUUCUGAUAACGGAAAUACAAGUUAUAUAUACAGAACAACUGCACGUUUGAAGGCAGUAGACAUCUAACCGAGCGCAUCGAUCGAUGUGUGCUCAUCACAGACUAAAAGGCAAGUCAACAAGAAAGCACCUUAUUUUCAUACCAUGUUGAUGACUUGUGCUCUUUCGCGUGUCGCAAAAUUGACAUGGAUAUUGUUUUGAAGGACAAAAACAUGACUGUGUGUGAGUGUCAAUGUAGUCGCGUCAGACAUCCCCCUUGUUACGAACACAACCAUUACAGUUGAGACGCCGACGGCCCCCCCCGGCCGGCCACGAGCGCUCGUCACGCCGCCGGGCCGCGCUCGCUGUCGUCUCUUGAACACCAAAUGAAAGGAAAAUGAUCAACUUACAACGCAGAGUGCUGUACGUUGUCAUAGGUUAAGAGUAGGUGACCACGUCAAUGGACUCAAAACACUCAAGACAUCACGAAUAGGCUAGAGAAUACGGUUCCACUGGCCGAAACGCUUUACAGCGAGACUUCCUGGGAGUCGCGUACUUAACUGCUUUCAACUAUUUUGACAUUAGGACAUGUAUUGCAAUAGUACAUUGUUGGAGGAUGGCGUUUCUGCGGCGAGCCAGAGUGUGAUCUGGUAUAUGAUGCCCUCUACCGAUUUGCUCGCCACUCGUACACACGCAGGCACGCACACACACGCACGCACGCACACACACACACACACACCUUGGACAAAUAGAAAUUCAGUUGCGUUUGUUACCAGCAGCAUUCUCUCUGCUUUCGUGCCGAAGUGAUAUAUUUGUGCAGUUUCAGUUGCCAGUGGAGUGCUUGUCAGUUCAUUGGAGAUCAUUUGGUAACACAUUCGACUGACUUUGAAUCCCUGCACUCACUUUUGCAUGGACACAUGAAAAAUACAUGUUAGAAGUUUCAGGUAGGCACACAGACACGCACGAACACACACGCAUAUACGUAGAUGUUAAACCCUGAGUUACACAGUAGCUAGUAUGGAUCAAACAGCAACACAUGACAAUGUAGUAUCCCUCUUUUGUCCUCGUCUGUUUUCGUUCGGUAGAGAUUUGAUUAGUGACCUUUUUUAUUUCGUUUUUUAUGCUUGUUAACCUGACCACCGCUUCCCCUGCUUUGAUUCAUUGUCCCCUCCUCUACCGCCACACUUUUCUUUUUCUAUGCUCUGCUCUUUAUCUUCCACAGUGCACGCACACACACACCACACACACACACACACACACACACAUGCAUUUUGGUCCCCACGAAGUGACAAGACUACUAAGGACUAAGGUCCCCCCGAUUCCAUGUCAUGAAACAAAAAAACAAAAAACAAAAACGCUGCGUGCGUAUCUCCAACUUAAGAAAUGUAUACAUAAUAUUUUUUACGUGAAUAUCUUUUGGGGCAGGAUACUUUCAGCUCGAUAAUACAAUAUUUACCAAGUCUUUAACUCUUUCAAGACACAUCUUCACAUUGUUUGACAAGAUACAUCUCGAUGACAAAAGUUUUUAUUUCCAACUUUGAGCUGGUUUGCCUCACAGCUCGUCAAGGAUUGCUUCGUGGGGACCACGCUGUCACGUCUGUUCUAGUUGAUACGCUCACACACAUACACAAUGGUAUAAUCCUCCAUGAAUUUCUCUUUCCCCACCACGCCUCCUUGCUUGUCCUGUAGCCCUAGGAUCAUUUGUAUCGGCGGCCGUUUUCUUUUCUCUCGAGGCUGCCCUGCCCCUUAAUCAACCCAACUAACAGUAAAGGUUAUAUUAACGUUAAUAAUCAGUUUCUGUAUGUAUCUAGCCAGAGUUUGAAAAAAAAAUCUGAAAAAAACUGUUAAAUUCAGUUGUGCAAAUGUGUUUUUCUUACUAUUUUAAUGUUAUUACAUCUAAUCCUUCAACCAUUGCUUCAGUUAGUACUGAAAUACGCUUAGCCAACCUAGAGAUUUGAACUGUAAUAAUUGCGAUUUUCCUCACCUUUAUAUGGCAUCUUUAGACAGUUUCACCAUUAAUGUACGUAAGUAAAUAUUGCCCGUUAUCGAUUGAGAGCCAUUGUCUGCACUGUUGAUUUUCAUAAUAUCCCUGAUGAUAAUUUUGUGGUCAAUCUAAGCUGAACUCUGCGCCCUUGCACAAAGCAGCGGAACAUCUCACCUGAGAACCAAAGUACACCUAGCAUCCCCUUUAACCCCCCCCCCCCCUCCUCCCCACCACCACCAAUAGUCUAUCCCCCCCUCCCGCGAAUGUCGACAGCUUGCCCUGAGUUUAUAGACGAGUCAGAAUAUAUAUAUAUGUAUAAUGACAUUGCAGCACAUGUGAUUUAUGUGACAAGACUGAGGCAAUGGCGGCUGUAGACCGCGGUUGUCACAGAGAUGCAAACAGACAGGGAAGCAGGGAGGAAGUGUGAACAGCGAUGCCGAGUGCUUGUUCGCGACUUCCACAUUGACUGAAUUUAGGCUGUGUGAACCCGCCGCACAUGCACGUCAGAUCCAGUACGCGGGAAGCAACACCGUUGGAUUUAAAAAAUACUCACUCGGGUUGGUAGGAUCCCUUUUUCUGUCCCCUUGAUUUUUCUAAUGUUGUUGCCUUAAUCCCCACGAGUGCACACCAAAGUGGGCCAGUUUUCCUCGAAAAACACAGCUUACAGAUAGAUGGCCGUAAAUUGAAAUGAUUAUCACGUCCAUUUGUUUUAACUCUUCACCCCCUAAGGUGAGCAUUUUAGAGUGCAAGCCUCCACUAAAAAUCCGGAGGCUGUUUUUGUUUUAAUUUGUUUUUAAUUUGUAGAUUAAGAAGAAAAAAGUUGUUUUACCAAUCAGGGAAAGGAUUGAGCGUUCCCAAAUUCUCAGCUGUUGUUUUGCAAGGAAAACUUGACUGACAAAUUGACGCAGGCCGCCCAUCACGUUGCCCAAGCUAGUGGGAGUCUCCCAGAAGAGUCCGACCGACAAUGUUCGACUUGCUGAAGUCCCGGGGAAGAAAAGUGCUGUGCAGUGUCAGCGUAAAACAGUAUUAAUGUUGUUAAGUGUGGAAAAGAAUCUCCGCUUGCCUUGCUUGUACCUGCUCUGAUCAAUUUGCGAGAUUAUCACAGCAUUAUGUCCAGAUUCAAUAAAGGUCCCUAUCAGUCGGUCUCUACACUGCCACUUCCCUCUCAGCAGCCCUCCUGACGGCGUAUUAAUAAACCCUGCAUCCCCUCCACCCGUACCCCCUCCCCCCAAACCCCCCCAACCCCCCUGCAAAGGUGCUCCAUUUGAUCAACACGGGCAUUUGUUGCCACGUUGUUCAAACAUGCCUUCAGCAUACACUUCAAUACCCAGGACCACCCGCCGAAACUACCUGUGCAGCAAAAAGGGUUCAAAUAUAUCCAUGAUAUUAUUGUUAUAGAGAUAUUAUCAUCAUCAUCAUCAUUGCUGUUAUAAUUAUGGUUGGUAUCAUUUGUCAUCAUUGUUAGCAUUAUGGAAGCACCAGACUGUUUGUGGAAAGAUGAGAAGGGGGGAAAAAAAAAAGUCUGUGACAUUUUUUUUUUGUCUGAGUGUUGGUAGUCUGAUCUUACAGAUGGAGGGGAGGAGGAAUGGUUCAGAAAGAGACAACCAUGGCAGUCAUGUUUGUACUGGUUGGGAAAUGACUUACA